Molecule: messenger RNA, 1090 nt
Organism: Cherax quadricarinatus
Lineage: Eukaryota; Metazoa; Arthropoda; Malacostraca; Decapoda; Parastacidae
Source: RefSeq, a predicted model, not a curated record
AUGGCAGAAGUUUUGGAAACUGAUGUUGUUGUGGUUGGUGCUGGCAUCAUCGGCAGCUGGACGGCUCUUCACGUGGCCCGUGCUGGCCGCAAGAUCAUACUCCUGGACCAGUUCCCGCUGCCUCACAGCCGGGGCAGCAGCCACGGCCAGAGUCGCAUCAACCGUCUGGCAAACUUUGGAGAUGCAGCUCUCACUGGGAUCAUGAGAGACGCCUUUACUCAGUGGGAGAGUCUCCAGCAGGACUCUGGCAGUAACCUCUUCAGGCCAGCAUCGCUGUUGGCACUGGGCCUGGGAAAGCAACGGCAGCUCUUGGAGAAGAUCGCUGCCUCAGUAGAGGUUGGCGGUCACACACCUGUCUGGCUGACCUCACAGUGUCUCAAAGACAAAUACGGGAUCAAUGUUGUUGAUGACGGGAUGGCUGUGCUUGACCCGUCAGGAGGGGUGCUCAUGGCUGACAAGUGCCUGGCUGCCGUCCAGCAAGUCUUCAGCCAGACUCAUGGGAUCAUAGUGGACAGUUGGCCUGUCGAUGAUAUCUUGGUGGCCACUGAGGGGCAAGCUGAAGUGAAGGGACCACGAGGCACAGUGAGAGCUAAUGUAGUGGUCUUAUGUCCCGGGCCAUGGGCUGGACCACUCCUGGCCAAGCUGGAUGUUCACAUACCUCUCAAGGUAGAGAAGAUCUCAGUGUUGUACUGGCGCAUCCAGAACCCAGGCUUCACCACCACAACUUUUAUUGACUUCCACGACCCAAGAGGACACUUCUAUGGACUGCCGGAGCUCGAGUACCCUGGUCUCGUGAAGGUGGUGUUCCACGGGGGACCAGAGGUGAAACCAGAUGAGAGGGACGAAGGAGGGAGGGAUGAAGAGAUGAGGAAGAUGGUGAGUGACUACGUGAGGAAGACGUUCCCCUUCCUUCAUCCUCAUCCAGUCAUCCAGGAAACCUGCCUCUACACGUGCUCACCGGACCAGGAGAUGGUGGUGGAUCGUCACCACAAAAAUAAGAACAUCAUCUUUGCUUGUGGCUUCUCAGGUGAGUUGUUGUGUUGUCUGUAAUAUUUCUGCUGCUGCCUCUGAGGUGAAUAUAUCGUAUCUU